Xyrichtys novacula (pearly razorfish) is the source of this 3209-nucleotide messenger RNA. The record is from the annotation of a GenBank genome assembly. Lineage: Eukaryota; Metazoa; Chordata; Actinopteri; Labriformes; Labridae.
UCUCUGUGUCACACUGACUUCACACAAGCUAGCACCUGUAAGCAAUCAGCUUGUUAAGUUGGCAAGUGAUUGGAGGUAGGCUGAAAUAAAUGCUACCUCCCAGCAGCACAGGCAUGCAGAGCAAGUAGCUUCAGGGCAGUCGGGCUACUGUUGCUUUGACACACAGAAUGGUUUGUGGAGUUCAUUUGGGGUGAGUAUUAGUAGCAAAUGCAAUUUCCAAAAAAGUGUGUCCCAUUUUCCUCUGAACCUUGAUUUUCUUUUUUUUCUCUCUUUUGUGUUUGAUUUCUGUGCAGGAUUUUGCUGGUUUUCUUUCUUCAAGCCAAGCAUGUGCACUGUUUAUGGGCUACAGAAGGUAAGCAGAGUACAAAUGUUGCUAAUAUUUGACUCUUUGAUUUAUCAACUGUGUGUUAAUCUUAGUGAUAGGCCAAUAAAGCCUGGACAAGCUUUAGGGCUUUUUUUGUUCAAACAAGGAUUUACAGCUCUGGAGCUUCAAACUUUUGUGGAAAAUAUACUGACAUCUAGUGGCUUUGAGAAGUUAUUGCAGCUUACAUAGAGACAAUUUGAAGACCAUACUUCUAUUUAAAGUUUUUGUCAAAUGUGUGAGGCAUAAGUCUAUGAUGCCUGUGUUUUGUUUUGAGAUCCAGAGGCAUAAAAAAAAUGAGAGCCCUACACAUAAUGUAAUGAAAGUUCUCACAUUAUCUCACUUGUGUGAGGAUUUGAUCUUUUCUACAAUAAAAAUCAGCUGUGUUAAAAAACUUGAUUCUGAUUGUCCAAGCCCUUUGACAAUUGCCAUUCAGGAGCAAUAGGGACACAAGGGCCAACUAAAUGGACUUUAUCAUAUCAAAUCAUUACUGAAACUUGUCUGGCAAUGUGGCUCAUUCUACCGCUGCUUGUUACCAGUUAGGCAUAGUAAAUUAGUGUGAAAUACCUACAGUAAAUUAUCAAAAUUUCUGUGAAAGUAGUGCAACUAGUAGCCAGUAAUUUACUGUAAAUAUGCAGCCAAAAAUGGGAGUAUUAUAUUGAAUAUACAACUUUGCACAAAUAAAAGAAGCUUCGGGGCUUUGGUGUCAUCUGCACAUCUCUAAUUUUAAUUCUGACUCUUUCUUUCUUGCAGCUCAAAGCUCCCAGAGACAGAACGGCAAUGGAUAUGUUGGCUUCUCGCAACAGGACAGUGAACUGGAAAGACUUGGUGCCAGCAAUCCCCAGAAUCGGCUCAGACAGGCCUCUGUUUCUCCAGGCCUGACUCAGAAAAGCAGCCUUGGCACACAGCCUGCAGGUAGCAGUGUUUAUAGCCAGGGAUACUCCAGUAGCAGCUAUUCACAGACUCUUUCACGGCCGUCUCAAAGUGGCUUCUCCUCAGUCAGGUUGGUGCAGAGCAGCUCAGUGUCUGUGCCUAAACUUCGAGAACCUACAUCAAAGCAAGUAAAUGCGCCCAAAAGACGAUUCGUUGGCCUUUCUACCGCCAUUGCUAGUGGUAGUUCUGUGAGUAAGUACGAUAAGGAAAAAAGUGACCACACUGAUAGCAGCAAGAAAACAACUUGGCCAGUUCAGAGAACACCGACUACCAGCAAAUAUUUGUCCAGCAGCUCUGCAUCUUCUCAGAGUCCCUCUAGCAAAAGCUCCUCCAAACUGGCCCACCACCAAUCGGCUACACAUGGUACUGCAUCUGUAAAAUCAGCCUAUGGACAAAAAGAUUAUUUUCUCAAUCAGAAGUCAUCCAGUCUGUUCAGCCCAAGGGCCGUUUCACCACAGAGACACGCUGUACGGAUGCAGACUUCAGCAACAGCCCCCGCAAGAAGAGUGUCGAUACAUCGAACCUCCAAGAUACCUCGCCCCUCAACUCUCUACUCUACUAAAAAAGAAACCAUUUCCUCAAAUCGGUACAACACGCCCUCAAGCCACCUGACUCAAAGCCAGUCACUUUCAUUUAGGAACCAAAAUGCUCCAAAUGGUGUACAACCCCGCAGUUUUCAGAACCCCAGCCACCAGAGGCUCGGCUACACCUCAACUGAGCAAAACCCGAGCAGUGUCUCUUCAUACCAAAAACCAUCUUGGAAGAGCAGAAGUCCAACUCCCAGUGAUAACAACCCAGCAGACUCCAGGGAUAGUGGAAGUGUGCGCUAUGCCCCAACCAGAACCUACAACAUCCCUGAACAGUUUGGUGGCUAUGCUAUCAGGCGGCUCAGAAACCCUGAUGAGCAGGAAACGAGCGCCAUGAAGCCCCAGCAAACCAACAGAGUUUCUUCUGCACAUUCUGUAUCAUAUAGACCUCAGGUCCCGAGCUUUGUGGAGUCAGGGCAGACAUACACAGCUCCUUCAGCACAGGAUGUGUCCUACAAACAACAGUUCCAGAGUGUCAAUAAGCCAGCGUGGGAUUCUGCAGCUACUUCAGCGCAUCAUGCAUCCUACAAACCUCAGGUCCAGAACAUCAGGAAGCCACAACAGACCCAAACUGCUCCAUUAGCUCAGACUGUCUCUUAUAAACCUCAGUUCCAAAGUGUCAGAAAACCAGAGCAGACCCAUGCAGCUUCUGUAGCUCACACCGUGUCUUAUAAGCCUCAGGUUUACAAUGAAAGGAAGCCACAGGAGGUCCAGAUGGCCUCUUCAGCCCGUGUUGUAUCUUAUAAACCACAACAGACCCAAACAGCUCUAUCAGCUCAGACUGUGUCUUACAAACCUCUGCUCCAAAAUGUCAGAAAACCAGAGCAGACCCACACAGCUUCUGAAGCUCACUCUGUGUCUUAUAAGCCUCAGGUCUACAAUGAAAGGAAGCCACAGACGGUCCAAAUGGCCUCUUCAGCUCGUAUUGUAUCUUAUAAACCACAGCAGUCCUACUCGGCUCCAUCAGCACGGACUGUCCUGUAUAAGCCACGGGUUGAAAACAUGAAGCUGGAGCAAACUUAUGCAGCACCAUCAGCUGAGCAGACCGUGUCCCACAAACCACAGGCCCCAAGGAAGCCACAACAGCCCCAAACGGGUCCUUUGGUCAGUGCUAAGUCCUAUGAACAACAGGAGGCCAGAUGGUCAAGGAUAAAGUCACCUUAACUUCAAGGACACCAGCAGGUGAGUAAUUGUUCUGUUGUCCCACUGUUCUCAUACAUGUGUGGUCUUUUUUUUUUAAAUGUGUUUUUUUUUUCUCCUACAGAUGCAGCAAGAGAUCCUGGAAAAAAAAGAUUUAAAUGAUUUGAAAAUAAAUUAAUUAAUUUAAA